AUUGAUUUAAAGGUGAAAAAAAAAAGAAAACAAAAAACAAAGGUAAAAAAAUAUAAUCCUAUGAAUUUCUCUAUGCUCAUAGGUAUGAAACGUCAUUUGUUUAUCACUAAGACCUGCUAAAUAAUUUUCAUGAUGAUUGACAUUUAAAAAGCACAAUGUCGUCUCGCAUUAGUACCCGGAGUUUCUCUCAAUUGAUGAAUUAUUGUCUUUUGUUACUGCGCGUUGCUACAUCAACCUAUCCAGCUCAAUCUCCUCAUUCUCUCAUUAACCAAAAAGUAUCCGACAAAUCUCAAGUUUAACCUCACGUCAUAUCUAUUAAACUCGCGAGGAUUGAUUAAUCACAGGAAAAAAUAAAAAAAAAAAACGGAAAAGAAAAGAAAUUGAUGGGGAAAAAAUGAAAAAUAAAAAAUCUAAAAUUUCGAGAGUUUAGGGCUUGAAAUUGGGGAGUUUAUUGCGAGUGAAAGAUGGUGGUGUAUGCCGAUGAGAAAAGCAAUGAAGAGAGUAAUGAUUAUAAUGAAAAUGGCAUGGUGAUUGAAUAUGGUGGAAGAUGCAUGAGCACCCAAGCCAUGCAGUCACUGUAUGACUUGAGAGAGAAUAAUUUAUUCUGCGACGCUGUGGUGCAUCUGGAGGAUGGUGGAGUUUUUUCCAUUCAUCGCGCCAUAUUGUCGGCAUGUAGCAGUUAUUUCAGAACUCUAUUCACGACAUCAUUCUACACCGAAGAAAAAACGGAAGUCCGACUCCCUGGUGUCACCUCCGAAAUAAUGGAAUUAAUUUUGAAGUACGCAUACUUGCGAUCUCUAGAAGUGACUCACGAUAAUGUUUGCGACCUUUUGAUAACUUCCAACUAUCUCUGCAUCAUGGGUAUAAUAAAGCUCUGCUGCGCCUAUUUAAAGAACAACUUGACCCCAGAAAAUUGCAUAUCCGUUAUGAGAUUCGGUAAAGAGCACUUCUGCAGUGAAUUGGAGAGUGAUGCCCACACAUACGUUAUGAGAAAUUUCAUUGAUGUUGCCCAGAGGAAUGAAGAGAUCCUCAAGUUAUCGAUAGACAAACUUUUGCCAUUAGUGGGUGCGGAUGAGUUGAAUGUUAAGAGCGAAGAGGUCGUGUGGGAGCUGGUGAUAAAGUGGAUAGACCACAAGCCUGAGGAUAGAAAGCAGCACAUUGUUGAGCUCAUGAAGACAAUUAGGCUGGGCUUGCUAGACACUCAGUACUUCCUGGAGAGGGUAAAGGAGCAUCAUUAUGUCGCAGGAGUAGAGGCCUGCAGACCCAUCAUCAUCGAAACAUUGACAUUCCUUUAUGAUCUGGAGAUGAUUACCCAGAAGGAUGGUGCCCUGGCCACCCCGGAAAUCGCUAGACCUAGGGUUCCUCAUGAGAUUCUUUUCACUAUUGGUGGAUGGAGGGCUAACAAAACCACUUCUGCCAUCGAAACUUAUGAUACCAGAGCUGAUCGCUGGAUUCCAGUAGCUGAAAUGGAUCCAAUUGGAGGACGUGCCUACCACGGACUCGCAGCUAUUGGUUUCAAUAUUUAUGUAAUCGGGGGCUUCAGCAACGGUCUCCCCAAUGCCACCAACAUUGACACAAAAAGCUACUUUAACAGUUGUCGCUGCUUCAAUGCAGUGACCAAAGUCUGGAGGGAAGUCGCCCCUAUGAAUGCUAGAAGAUGUUACGUCAGUGUUGCUGUUCUCAAUGAGGUUAUUUAUGCAAUAGGAGGAUUCGAUGGACACUGCAGGCUCAACACUGCAGAGAGAUACAAUUACAAGGAAAAUCAGUGGUCACUCAUUGCCUCCAUGAAUCGACAGAGAUCCGACGCCAGUGCUACUACUCUCAACAAUAAAAUUUACGUGGUUGGGGGGUUUAAUGGAAACGAGUGCCUAAACACAGCUGAGGUUUAUGACCCUGAGAGCAAUCAAUGGACUGUGAUAGCGUCGAUGAGAUCACGUAGAAGUGGAGUCUCCUGCAUUUCUUAUCAUGGAUGUGUUUAUGCUAUAGGAGGUUUUGCCGGAAAUGGUAGAAAAAAAAGUGGAGAGAAAUAUGAUCCUACUACUAACAGAUGGGAGCAUAUCCCUGAAAUGUAUAACCCGAGGAGUAAUUUUGCUAUUGAAGUAAUUGAUGAUAUGAUUUUCGCUAUUGGUGGCUACAACGGCAUGAAUACCUUGUUUCUCGUUGAGUGCUACGACGAGAGAACCAAUGAAUGGUAUGAAGCCACAGAUAUGAAUUUCUUCCGCUCUGGUCUUGCUGCAUGUGUUAUAAUGGGCCUUCCCAACGUUUGCGACUACAUCCACAAGCAUCGGGACAGGCUAAUGGAAGAGAAAAGACAAAAACUCAUAGCUCUGGAGACUCAACGAAAUAAUCAACAAAAUUCUCACUUUCCUCAGGAUCAUGACAAUAUAUUCUCCAAUACUCCCAUAUUAACUGUCACUCGUUUCAAUCCCUACAGCGAUCCUAACAACAAUUCACUGUUGUGAUACUUUUCCAUUUUUUUUUUACAUCUUUUUUUUAUUGCUGAUAGCAUUUUUCAUUUUUGAGGAAAAUAAAUUGUU
Molecule: messenger RNA, 2537 nt
Organism: Fopius arisanus
Lineage: Eukaryota; Metazoa; Arthropoda; Insecta; Hymenoptera; Braconidae
Gene: klhl10
Product: kelch-like protein 10
Exons: 6
Coding region: 465-2462 (665 amino acids)
Molecular function (GO): protein binding
Source: RefSeq, a predicted model, not a curated record